Mercenaria mercenaria is the source of this 2071-nucleotide messenger RNA. RefSeq lists its product as uncharacterized. The record is from RefSeq and is a predicted model, not a curated record. NCBI's taxonomy places the organism in Eukaryota, Metazoa, Mollusca, Bivalvia, Venerida, Veneridae. The transcript is spliced from 6 exons. The coding region runs from base 206 to 823 and encodes 205 amino acids.
GUUAUUAUAAUUUUAAAUGACUGACUUUGCAUAGUCAUUCGAAUAACAAGUAGACGUUUUCCUGGACUGAUUAAAAUAAAUACGUCAUUCAGAGUUAAAUGCUGCUAUAAAUUGUGUUGCUUGGGGGAUGCCCGAUCGUUUGCACGUUGGUUCUCGAGGAAAAGAUUAUAUUGCUUACCAGAUACGUUAAAACGAAAUAAAGACGAUGACCUUAAAAGCUUUGAUAGUUCUUGCUGUUCUAACAUACACUAAUAGCCAACUUCAGAUUGGACAGAAUCCACACCCUGGAAACGUAAAGGAAAGAUUAAAGACACCGCCUCUGCCAAUGCCUGGCUUCAAUCUUCAAGCAUGGAGUGGCCGGUGGUUUUUUCAGUACCAUAAAGCUCCGUGUAGCUGGGCUAUAUCCGAGAAGUUCUCAGAUUAUACCCAAUUCACUGAAUUGCAUGGAAACGUAGCUUUAUACCACGAAACUAUGAGGAAUCAUGACUUGUGUAAUUCCGUUACAUCAUCAUUACGCAUUACUGGUCCUGGCGUUUUUAUAGGCAAUGACCCUGUUGGCGACAAUUGGAGUGGAAAAGUAAUCGUGGUAGACACGGACUAUAAAACUUAUUGUAUUACCUGGGGAUGCACAAAAUGGUCAGCUUUUUAUAAUACAUGUGAGGAUCCUUGGAUAUACAUUAAAACAAGACAGAUGAACCCUCAUCGAGGAGUACUGAGGCGUAUAGAAAUGGCCCUUUAUAAGCUAUGGGGUAUCUCUAUUAACCAGCUGACGAGAAUAACUCACGGAAGACCUUGCUCAGCCGCAGGGAAACUGGCCUACUGAGUUAGCGGAAAACAACAGCAAAUGGAGUGACAUGACAGCUUUUGAAUCGACAUACAAUUGAUGAAAAUGUGAAAUGUAUGAUUGCGGUUUGGUUAUGAUCAACGCUUUAACCAUUUUGGUGAAAAGACAUAAAAUAGUUUUGUACCCGUUAUUGGGAGUUUUGUUAUUUAAUCUUAAAGUGCUUUUGGUAAUAACUUCUACAUGUCUUGAGAUAUUUAAACACUUAGUGUCUUGUAUCCUACAUGUAAGUGUUGUGGAAAAAUGUUCAUUUAUUUUAAAUUUCUAUUGUUUACACCUCAUAUUUUUCAUUAGAGUCUUUUUAAACUUUAGCGUAAUCAAACGGAUGGUACUUUCAACGGAUAUUCGGUUUUGUUGUUGAAAGCCUUUAAUUUUGAGCACCUGUGCCGAUUUUGAACAAACGCGCAAUAUAAUGUAGAUGGUGGAUUGUUUCGAGCGAAGUACGACAUGGCAUUUUCUUUUGAGUAUUAAAAUCAUCCCCAAAGGGUAUAUAAAUGCAUAUGCUCUUGCAAAUUCAACUUUAAAUUUUCUAUAAGUCCAAUUUUAUAAAAUCCAAAUGCAACUAUUACUUACAAGUGCUCGUCAAAUUCUAUUUACAACCCCACUUCCACUUUAUAUAUGUUAAGGUACAAUUUUAAUAUUAUAGAAGUGCAUCUACAUGAAGUACGAGUUACGAGUGAAUCAUUUGCUAAAUUUCAAAACUGUGUUCCUACGUCAUUGGAAGAGAUCAUCCAAUCAGAUUAUUCGUUACAUACUCUGUAGUCUAGACAAAAUAUAAUGUAACUAAAACCUUGCUUGUGUUUUUGAUAAAAUGUAGAAACAUUUAGCAUAUUAUCGGAACAGGCAUAUAAAUAUUAAAAAUCAGUUUUGAGAGUAUUAUAUUAUAUAUACAUUUUUUAACUGCUGCGAGGAAGGCGCAUUCAUUCAAAAUGGCUUAACUUGCAUCGAAUUUGCAUUUAAUUACAGACUCUUUUUAAUUUUUAUAGAUUAUUAUCCCUUUUCCAAAAAUAUAUGUUUUCUACUUCUAUGUAGUUUUCGUUAUUUUCAUUUUUGCUUAUUAAUUUCUUAACUGCGUUUAUUUAUCAAAAUUAAUAUUCGUUAUUUAUCGCACUUUUGCUUUUAUUAAUAAACAUAAUUUGUAUAUACAUGCAUUUAUGAAAUUCUUGUAACUUAGUUCGCUUUUUCCAUGCACGUCUUCUAAAUUUGUGUUGCUAUGUGCAGAAAGCAAUA